Molecule: messenger RNA, 3942 nt
Organism: Saccostrea echinata
Lineage: Eukaryota; Metazoa; Mollusca; Bivalvia; Ostreida; Ostreidae
Product: metabotropic glutamate receptor 6-like
Exons: 5
Coding region: 204-3167 (987 amino acids)
Biological process (GO): regulation of synaptic transmission, glutamatergic; G protein-coupled glutamate receptor signaling pathway
Cellular component (GO): membrane
Molecular function (GO): group II metabotropic glutamate receptor activity
Source: RefSeq, a predicted model, not a curated record
UUAGUUUACCUGUAUACAGGUAUUCAAUACAAUACACAAGUUUGGUUUUCUAAAGACUUAUUGGGUGUGUAUUUUUAGAACGCCGGUCUGGGUUGGGUUAAAUCUUGUUGCCUCCAAGAAAGAGGUAAACGGGGAUAUUCCAGGAUUUCGGAGAGAGUGACACGGGAAGGGGAUAGGACAAACCCCCCAAAAUAAAGCCAAGGAUGAGAAGUUUACAUACUCUGCUGUUUCUAGCUGCUGUUCUUCGAUGUGCCCAUGCGCAAAGCACCUGUCCCGCUGCUUCAAGUGGGCCUUGUCUCUACACCAAAAGAGCAAUUUUACCAGUUUCAGGCAGUGCCCCAAACCUUCAUUACUAUAUAGGCGGUCUUUUUGGAGUUCAUGAGAGAGUCAACGAUGCUUAUGCAUGUGCAAGCGCCCCCAUCCGGGAAGAAGAAAUUAUCAAUUUGGAGGCAUUCCUAUGGGCCAUUGAAAAAUAUAAGACCAUUCAUCCCACGGUGUCGAUUGGUGGAGUGGCAUUCGAUACUUGCUCCCGUUACCAACGAACUUUGGAAGAUAUUCUGAGUUUUGAGACGUGCAAGGUUCAACUGAAUGACCUUAACCCGCCUUCCCCACGAAAUCUUUUGGCUUACAUAGGACCAGGUGAUAACUAUGAUGCUAUGUCAUCUGCGCGACUUCUAAAGGAUAUGAAUAAAACACAGGUUAGCUACGCAGCCUCGUCCAGUUUGUUGUCUGACAAAGGAGAGACCUACGAUUUCUUUCUUCGGACAGUCCCCAGUGACGCCAUACACUUAAAAGCCCUGAGUAUGCUAAUCGCUACUCAGCUAAAUGCAAAGUAUGUGCAAGUACUUUAUAUAGAUAACGAAUUCGGACAUGCACAAUUCAAAACUUUCAAAGAGGACAUUGAAAAGCAAACACAGAAAGUCUGUAUCGUUCAUCCGGCUAGUAUUCCUGCAGAACCUUCCGCUGCCGACUUGUCUACCCUGGCUAAUGCUGUAUAUGACAGGAGGUCAGUCAGACAUGUGGUUCUUCUAGCGCCCAAAGGUCUGGCAAGAUCUGUCCUUGAGAAAUUAAAAGAUAAUUUUAAAACCAAAGACCCCGCAUUAUUUUCGAGAAUGAUGUUCUUUGGUACCUGGGACUCCAGUGUCGUAGACGGUCUUGACGUGAGCUCCUAUGCUACCAGUCUACAAAGCCCCACUCCAUUAGACUCUGACGUGGCAGAGUUCUAUCGAUACCUGAAUGCGCUCAAACCCAAAAUUAACACUCGAAACAAAGAAUGGUUUACGGAAUACUGGAACGCAAAACUAAAUUGUGCAACUAGAACCUGCAACGAAGAUGAAACUCUUGAAAACAAAUAUUCGAGAAGUCCCUAUGUACCUUAUACUCUCGCCGCCGUAAAAGCUGUCAUUCAGGGAAUCAAGAACGGUGCAACAAAGGCUUGUAGCACUGGUGAUCUUUGCUCCAACUAUCUCAACACCAACAAUCGUGGUCAGCAGAUAUAUACAGGGAUAAUUAACACAACUGACGGAGCCAUGCAUUAUUUCCAAGCCAGUGGACAAAUGAAAGGGGAUGCUUCUAAUUCUUUUAGUAAUUUAAGAAUUAACCUUUAUGAGGCUCAAGCUGGACGGGCAGUUCAGGUUACUCAUGUUGCCGACUACAACCCUGCAUCAGGACUAAAUUUAUUGGCAACACUGACGACUUUUUCAUCGAGUUGCCCAAACACGCCUUGCCUAGAAUGCAACGAAACCUUGUCAACCACAACUUCAACUGCUAGUCCGACCUCACAAGUCAUGGUUUCCACAACAACAGACCCGACAGAGGGAGGAAAAUAUGCAAUGCUAAGAUACCCUUACGACGAGGAAAUGACGGGGAUAUACGCGCCAAGUGGUGAUAGAGAUCUCUACGGCACCAGAUUUAAAAUUGGUCAGAAGUGGAUUAUUGCUCUAGGUGUUUUAGCAGGUUUAGGAAUUCUAGCCGUUCUUGUCUUUGAAGUGUAUAUUCUCUAUAAGUUGAUUGGUACAAGUAUUGGUCGACAAUGGCGUACUAUGUGGCUUGGUCAGUUGUUAUUGCUAGGAAUACUCUUGUCCUACUUGACUUUGUUUGCUUUUAUCUUUAUACCUACCGAUGCUACAUGUGGUAUAACAAGAUUUGGGGUAGGUUUUUGUUAUGCCAUUAUUUUUGCUGUUCUGUUAGUAAAACUCAUGGUUCUUUUAACAUCGAAAUCCUCUGAAUCCAUAUUUGCUGAUAUGGAAUCCCCAAACUACCUCAAGGGUAUCUAUCAGUUCCUAAUGUUCAUGUUUGCUGUUGGAGUCCAAGUUGUUAUCAACGUACAGUGGCUUAUCCAGGUUCCACCAUAUGCUGUGAAAGUCACGGCAAAUUAUGGCGGAGAGGAAUGGAUUUGCAACCAUUUCACAUGGCAAGCUAACAAAGGAUGGAGUGAUAUGCAAGAUUUUGUAAGGACACCAUUUGAAAACCAUCUUCUCUCCCUUUUGUACAUUAUGUUCUUAAUUCUCAUGACAACCAUUGUUGCAAUGAAAGCCCAUGGUAUUAUUACAAAUCACAGAGAAAGUGUCUUUAUUGGGAUUGCAGCUGGAUUUUCUAUUCCUGUUUGGAUUGCAUGGGGUCUGGUCGGAGGACUGAACCGCGACGAUGCCUAUGGCCACGAAUACGGCGAUGCCUGUAUUGCCUUCGGACUUUUUACCACCGCAACUCUUUGUCUCUUUUCUUUAUUUUUACCCAAAGUUAGACAACUUGUGAAUAUGGGUGUAGAGGGAAUUUAUCUGGAGGAUGACCGCGAUACCUACUACGCAGGUUCGGUGGUCAUGGCCCCACCUAGCUACAAGAGCAGGCCAAGCUCAAUGGUGUAUGUUAACUCCGCAGAAUACUCCAACCCGGUUGUCAUUGGCAACGGAGAUCCAAACCACCUUAAACACCCGGGCAGUAUGUACAGCGGGCACAGCGCCCCCGUGUACACCAAACGGAACGAUAUGGGAAGCAGUCGUGUUCUAAGGGUUACUGGAGAUUUGACAGGAAAACACCCUACAGAGCGCAAACGCCCCGUAUCAGAAAUAGGAUAUACCGGAUACGCCGGUUCCUACAGGAAAACAAGAUCAGAAAGCGGAGGAACACUCAGAAAAGCCCGGUCACAACGUGAACUCGGUGCUCUUUGAAUGAAAUGAAGUAAUAAAAAAAUAAUUCAAGACUUUGAUAACUCUUGUAAAACCAAUUAUAAAAGUAAACAGCCAAUCAACCUAUGAAGAUAGGCAUUAUGGACAAGUACCUAAAAGUAAAGAAAUGCCUGUUAGCAAUCGAACACGCGUGCUGGUUGUAUUCGAUUGUAGUACGGAAUUACUUGCCAAUGUGAUAGCCAAGAGGUAUUGGCUCAACUAUAUUACAAAAUGUGUACCUAUUUUCACCUUUACUUUUUCUGUUUUUCACCAUAGCUUUUUGAUAUAUUUUUCUUUAUAGAUUAAAAGACAAUCUGAUUACAAUCAGCUGUUUUGAUAAGUUGCGCUUAUGGACGUAUCAGAACAGCUGAUUUUAAUCAUUUUGAUUAAAAUAUUGCAUAAUACAAUUUAACGGUAUAGUACAUUCGUCUCUGUUGAUGAAUCUCAUUUUCUUAUAUGGAAUUCUACAUGUAUAAGACAUUUACUUCUUAAUUAAUAUUCUUUUUUUCAUUGGGAAGACAUCUAUAUAUACAUUUUUUUGUACAUAACAUUAUAUAUGUAAUUACAUGUACAAUGUACUCUGAUCUGUGUGAUAAUAGUGCUUCUGCAAGAUGCAUGCAUGAUGUGCGUAAAGGUGUACAUGUAAGUACCUAUGAAAAGUUCGUAUGUGAUUGUUUAUUUUGAUAGUGUGUUUUUGCUUAUCAGAUUUGUACGUCAAAACAUUCUAGGUGAAAUAUAUAUUUAUAUGUAAUAAAAUCUAUUUUGUACAAAAGAAAAA